Physcomitrium patens is the source of this 667-nucleotide messenger RNA. RefSeq names its product large ribosomal subunit protein uL14x/uL14z/uL14y. Gene Ontology annotation, biological process: translation. The record is from RefSeq and is a predicted model, not a curated record. Gene Ontology annotation, molecular function: large ribosomal subunit rRNA binding; structural constituent of ribosome. Gene Ontology annotation, cellular component: cytosolic large ribosomal subunit; ribosome. Lineage: Eukaryota; Viridiplantae; Streptophyta; Bryopsida; Funariales; Funariaceae.
GACGAAAGAUAUUCGUUACUCGCCUCGACAAUUCAUCCGCUAGGGUUUUGUGCCUGGUUAUGAGAGCGACGACUCCGCAGCUUAAGCUCUCUCCUAUUGUAGAUUUCCAUCUCUCCAUCACCUCUCGAUCGCCACCAUGUCGAAGCGCGGGAGGGGUGGUUCCUCCGGGAACAAGUUUCGAAUGUCGCUGGGUCUGCCAGUGGGGGCAGUCGUCAACUGUGCUGAUAACACAGGCGCCAAGAACCUCUAUGUCAUCUCCGUGAAGGGAGUGAAGGGGCGCCUGAAUAGGCUCCCAGCUGCGGCUGUAGGAGAUAUGGUCAUGGCUACUGUCAAGAAAGGAAAGCCUGAUUUGCGAAAGAAGGUUAUGCCUGCUGUAAUUGUUCGUCAGCGCAAGCCCUGGAGGCGCAAAGACGGCGUCUUCAUGUACUUUGAAGAUAAUGCGGGAGUUAUUGUAAAUCCCAAGGGUGAAAUGAAAGGUUCCGCCAUUACGGGACCUAUUGGAAAGGAAUGUGCGGAUUUAUGGCCAAGAAUUGCUAGCGCUGCUAAUGCGAUUGUUUGAUUACCUCAUCCUGGACUCCUUUAUUCAAGACAUGUACACGUCUUUUGUAUUAAAAACACGGGGUGUUCCUGUCGAGAACAUGUCUGAUCAUCCUGGUAUUUUGGGCUU